This is a messenger RNA of Schistosoma mattheei, 791 nucleotides long. Lineage: Eukaryota; Metazoa; Platyhelminthes; Trematoda; Strigeidida; Schistosomatidae. The record is from the annotation of a GenBank genome assembly.
GGCGGGACUGUGCGAAAUCGCGAGGUUUAAACUUGAUAAUGGACCAGAGUCUCGAUGAUAUUAUCCAACAGAAGCGCAUUAGAGUAACUAGAGGUAGAGGUCGUGGACGCGGUCGCGGUGGCGAAUCUUUGCGAGGUGUCCGUCGUGGUGGAAUCGCGCGGCGAAACACAAAUGGAAUGUCACGAGCCUUACCUGACAAAUGGCAGCACGAUAUGUUCCAAGAUGGUCGUAGCCCCAAAGGAUCUGGUAAUACAGUUGGAAAUGCAGCGAGGCUGCACAUUUCAAACUUGGACUUUGGUGUAAACAAUGAUGAUAUAAAUGAACUUUUUCGUGAGUUUGGUGCAAUUCGAAAGGCUACUGUCCAUUAUGAUAGAAGUGGUCGUUCUCUUGGCACCGCAGAAGUCGUUUUCGUGAAUCCACUUAGUGCAACAAAAGCCAAAAAUCACUACAAUGGUGUACCGCUCGAUGGGCGCCCAAUGGUCAUUCAGUUGGUCGGUGCAGCUGUUGAAACUUCUGUAACAUCACGUCCCCGCGUUACUCGCCCUCGUGGUUCACCGAUUCGUCGGGGUUUCGGACGUGGUCGGGGUCGUGCACGUGGUCGCGGAAGGAUUCAGAAACCUACAGUUACUAAAGAAGAAUUAGACGCACAGUUGGCUGCUUAUAAUGCUCAGUUGCCCACUAAAACAACUAAAACUGCUAUUUUAGGAGCUUGUGUAACUUCUAGUUUAAGUAAUCUCGUAAAACGCACGAAAAAUCUGCCUUUCCCUUCGCUUUUUUACAAUGCUAUUUAG